Messenger RNA from Lymnaea stagnalis (great pond snail), 6348 nucleotides. The record is from the annotation of a GenBank genome assembly. Lineage: Eukaryota; Metazoa; Mollusca; Gastropoda; Lymnaeidae.
AGCACACUAGCAGUGGAAUGUUCAAAUAGGCACAGGUUUGGUGUGUCAUACUAUACAAAGUUGUACCCAGAGGUAGACAUUUUCUAUUCUGUUCCUCCUGCAUUUAGUUACAAGAGCUUGUGUUAGUUCUAAUUUGGUGAUUUUUUGGGGCUUUUUUUGUUAUAAUUUAGAACUGAUAUUUUAUAUUUAAUAUGGAGUUAAAAGAGUGGUUUGAAGAGGAAAAAAAUGGUGUUACUUGCAGUGAUAAUAAAAAUUAAUUUAUUGUUUUCAAUCCCCAAUUAAUUUUUUUAUUUUCAUUCCUCAAUUAAUUUAUUAUUUUCUUUUUCUUCUUCUAUAUCUUAAGGACCCACGAUCAAUUUAUUGAUCAUUUUGGCUCCUAUGCAUGUAGAUGGGAUUUGUAAUGUUUCUGUGCCUGGUGUUGAUGAGGAAAUUUCACUGAUUUCCAGUUCCACUUUCUGAGGGAAUCAUGCCCUAGGGGUUUGAAGGCUUGAGGCAAUAGACACAAAUGUGUCUAGUGUUGUCGCCUCAACCGUUCCUUUUAAAAGAUUGUUCCAGUCCCUGAUUGUCUUGGGCAGGAAUGAGCAGCUUCUAUACUGGCUUCUUGCUGGUAUGAGCCUGAAUUGCCUGUCAUGGCCUUGUCGCUGUCUAUGGGGGAGAGGGAUGAGUUUCUGUUUAAUACUGGAACAGUGGACCAGCCCAUUAUUUAUCUUGCACAUCAUGGAGAGCCUGGAUUGUCAUCGUCGUUCCUCCAAUGGUGACUAGCCUAGUACUUUCAGCAUGCUGCCAACACUAGAGGUAUUCCUGUAGCGGUUUAGGACAAAAAGUGCUGCUCCUUGCUGGACUGCCUCCAACCUGUCAACGCUCUUCUGGGUAAAUGGGUCCCAGACUGAAGAUGCAUAAUCUAAAAUCGGACGGAUAAAGGCUUUAUAUGCUCUUUCUUUCACACAGGAGUUGCCAAUCUUUAGAUUUCGCCUUAAGAACCCUAGGGUCUUGUUUGCUUGGUUACAUACAUUGUUAAUAUGCUCGUCCCAGCGGACCUCUCUUUGAAUGGUAACACCCAGGUACUUUCCGGAGGAAACUGGCUCAAGUAAAUGGCCUUUUCAUUCCUUAAUUAAUUUAUUAUUUUCAUUCAUCAAGUAAUUUAUAUUUUCACUCCUUUUCUCCACAGUUUUAAUUUUUGAUUGACUUGUUGAUGUGAUGAUCUUCUGUUGCCACUAAAAUGUCACUCGUUGCAGGUUGGAAAAUUAAAUUUUUUUUUUUCUAACUUCUAUAAAUUGACAUAGGUUAUGUGCAGUGUUUGUCAUUCAUGAAAGUGUGGGGUGCAAAUAUAUAUUUUUGAUAUCUUAAUCACACACAAUUCAACUGGGUUGAAGCAAUUACAUUAGGUUUAAAUUAAAUGACUCCAAAAGUCAUUUUUACAAGGUUACUUUUUGAUUUGCAAUUUACAAUUUUUAAUGUGUUGACCGCAAAUUGUUGAGGGAGGAUUGGUUUUGAGUGUUACUUUUUAAAAAUAAAUAUACCAAAUGGUAUAACUGUUUUUUUUAAACUGAAAUAAUUUCUCAAAAAGGGAUUUAAAAAAAUCAACAUGCCUAAAUAUCCAUUAGAAUUACGUACUUGUUUAAGCAUUUGCCAGUCAUUUCCAAAAAAAAACAGAAUGACUUACAAUGGUUAAUGUUGUUCUCCUAUGUCUGCCACUUACCACCUUGUGAAUGGGCAUACAGUAUCAGCAUUGCAAGAAUGGAUUUCUUUCGGAGGCGAUAAUGUAUUCAAAAGUUGAUUUUUAUAGCCCAUAAUUGGCUUUGCUAGACAAGCUGUAGUGACAUUACCAUGUAAUUGUUUUAGUUAGUCUUAAACAAAAAACUGCUGUAAGUUAAUUAAUCAUUUUGUUAACUUUUAUGAAUGCACAAAAUAUUUGAUGUUGCCGUCAGAGAGCCAAACUGCUGCAGACUACCUGGAGAUUCUGCAGCGGAGACUGUGGAUGAAAGGAGAUCACUCUCAGGAUGAAGAUCUUAGUUCGAUCAUUGUUAUGCUGGAGAGCCCACUCUUUAGGCAGCUGCUCACACUUCAGGUUAGCACACUGUUAUUUUAAGUCUUGCAUUUGUGACAGUGUUAAAAAAAAAUCCACUGUGAAUUCAAGUUUUGUGUCAUUGGGUCAUCAUGUGUCAUUGGGUCAUCAUGUGUCAUUGGGUCAUCAUGUAUCAUGGGGUCAUCAUGUGACAUUGGGUCAUCAUGUGGCAUUGGGUCAUCAUGUGUCAUUGGGUCAUCAUGUGACAUUGGGUCAUCAUGUGACAUUGGGUCAUCAUGUGACAUUGGGUCAUCAUGUGGCAUUGGGUCAUCAUGUGACAUUGGGUCAUCAUGUGUCAUUGGGUCAUCAUGUGACCGAUUCAUUCUUAGUGUAUAUCAUUACACCAUCCCAUAUGAAAUAGACAGAACUGGAACAAUCAAGCUGUGUUAUCAAUACCAAUAUGUUGGAGGCUUAACUAAGAAAGGGGCUUUGACACAUGUGACUUGUCGUUUGCUGGCAGGUUUGCCAGCAGUGUCAUCACCUUGCUCUUGGAGGCCCCCUUGCCACUUUUCUGUCUUUGUUAUUUAGCUGUGCAAUUCAAAAGACUUCAUUUAAUUUUUCUUCAACAUUACAACCUAGUCAAAACUCCGGGCCCCUUAAAUAUCUGAGGACUACUGCAGCUGUGGGCAUUUCUGGUUGCGCUUUGUUUAAGAAGUGGUAAAAAAAAAUAGUUUAAAAAAUUUACAAGUAAAAAAAAAAAGACCUUGCAAUCCCAGUGUCAGGUUUAAAUUGCCUCCUAAAUGUUUUAGUUGCCCAGCUCGUCAUAACCAGAUAAGACUGCCAUGCCGCCUGGAACUAAUACAGUUCAAUGCUAGUCAAUCUUACACAACCCCAUGACCAAAUGUGUUAGCCAGGGUGCAUAUUUGUGCCUCUUAAUGUGUUCCACCAAUAUUGUAUUUAAAGUUAUUUUUUUUCUUUCACUUUUGUGAAAGAUGAAGCUGAAAUAAUUAGAAUUAAAAUUUUAGCUUAACAAGUGACAAAAGAAUUGUUUGUGAAUCUUUUGCUGUAGGAGUCCCUUCAGGAACUCGGACAUGUCUCCCAGACACACCCACUCACCGAGGACUCAUUCGACUUGACAUCCACUGGAGAGCUUAUCAUGAACGAGUCGUCCGAUGGGUUCACUCCCGAAAAUGUAGCUGACAGCUCUACAUUAAAAGUUCGAGGCAAGCCCUUCAACUAUGCAGGUAAGACAGUUACCAGGCUUAGACAGCGUGUGGUAUCCUACUUUCUAAAGAUGGUUUUAAGUUUCAUGUAUACAUUUUUUAAAGUCAAACAACUCAAGCCACGUCCAGACUGUUGUGUAUUUAAUGUUAAUGAGGUUCAAUUUACUUCCCUUCUUAAGUUACUUUACAUAUCUAGGUACUUCCGGUAUCAAGCUACUUCCCAUGUCAAGUUACUUCCCAUAUCAAGUUACUUUCCAUAUCAAGCUACUUCACAUAUCUAGUUACUUCCCGUCCCAUGUGAAGUUACGUCCAUCAAGUAUCUUCCCAUAUCAAGAAACUUCCCAUACCAAGUUACUUCCUAUAUCAAUGUGCUGCCCAUCUCAUGUUGAUUAAAAUAUUUAAAGAUACUAUAAAGACAAAGACCAAAAAUGAGAAUUUAUAAAAGGUUCACAUCCAGCAUGUCACAACAGAUCAAUAUUUGGUAAUUUACCACUUGAGCGUCGGUUAUUACAAAAUCAAGUUGUUCCAAAAUCACGUUGUUCGGUUUGAAGUGCUAUUUAAACACUUAUUCUUUUACUGAGAAGAUAAAAUUCUUUUAAUGAAUCAAGUAAAUUAAAACACUUUUGGUGACAUUAUUCAUAUUCAUUUCAGCACAAAAAAAAAAAUAAAAAUUUUAAAAUAAAAAAAUUUUAAAAAAAUAAAGUAGGAAAAAAAAUUUUUUUAACAAAAAAACGCACAAAACCCCCCCCCCCCCCCUAGAGUUUGAGUUUAUAUCAUCUCCACAAAAACGAUUGCGGAACAUGAAUUUGUUCAAAUAGGAAGGGAAAAGCUUGAGGCUUGUGCCAAAAUGUUUUUUUUCAGUUUUGGCUUUGCGUGUACCUACUUAUUUUCAAAAGCAGCUGUUUGAACAGCAGCGUCAUGAACAGCAGCGUCAUGUGGAUUGACACCAUUGUUGAUGGGCCGCAUUGGAGUGUUGGUAGUUUUCUUGUCUGAUGUGGUUUAUUUGUUUCAUACGCCGCCGAUCAGCCAGAUACAAUGCUUGAGCCUGUAAGGAUAUAUCUUUCUGUGCACUCCUGUCGUGUGAUCGUACCUCGGUCUGGCACUUCCACGAGAGAACGGCGCCCUCCACUCUCUCUUUCUAUGCCACCGAAGACCCAUUUGCUCUCUCUCUCCACUUAGCUAUUAACUGAUAUCAAUCCAAGAAUAACUGUUUAAAUAUAUGUUCAAACUGGAACAACAUGGUUUCUUAAUAAGCAACACUGAAGUGGUAGAUUACCCAAUAGUUUUCCUCAUUUUUAUUAACAUUUAAUGUUAAUAUAAACUAUUAUUUUUUUUUUCAAUGAUUAUUUUGAGAAGAAAGGGGAAUAGGGUAAAUUUUUAUAAAGUCAGUUAUCUUAACUUGGGAACAUUGAAACACCUUAGUGAAACAAACAUUUGCACAUGACAUUAUGACUAGGGGUGUGCCGGAUCCGUUUUUUCCAACCGGAUCCGGAUCCGGAUUUUCUUAUGCGAAAUCCGCCGGAUCCGGAUUCCGGUUUCUCCCGGAUUCCGGAUUUUGGUACUAUUGGUAGAUACUUCGGUAAGUCAAGGUGGACUACUACUUUUUGUGUAUGGGAAUUCGCAAUCGGCGCCAAAAAAUCCGAGUUUUUAAUUUUCCGAUGUGUGUGUCUAUUUAUUAUUAAAUUAGUACUUUCGAUAUAUAUUUGAGUUCCGUUCCAUUUGGAUAAGUGUCUUACGAGAGACGCCAUGUUUCUACGCGUUCGCAGCAGGUUAUGCAGCUCGCUCAACCUAAUUUCGCCAUGGGGUUGGCCACGCCCCCCUUUUUAAUGGCGGAAGUUGACGAUACUUAGGAAAUAUUAAUUUAUUAUCACUAUUUACAUCAAAAUAAUUGAUAACUUGUGUUUCAGAAUGCAUUUAAAGACAUUUAAACUGGAAUGUUUUAAUUUGAGCUUUAACAACCCGGUAGAAUCCAUAUUAUAAAUGAUCAGAAUUUACCGUGUGCAACACGUUGUCAUUGGCAACCAUUCACAGCCACUUGCAUAACUGUAUCGUAGUACUACCUCAGAGUUUCAUUCAUAAGAGUUUGCCGUGUGCAAAAACUAUUAAACCAUUGGUCAGGGAAAGCUUUAAUUAAUUAUUCAUGUGCCAAAGUUGAAAGUUUAAACUAAGUCUAAACAGUAUUUUAGUGAUAAGGCAGGGAAUGCGUUGCCUUAUAUAAACUAUAUAGUCAUUGCGCAUGACGGGAUUGGUGGAAUGAGAUCACAGAAUGUGGAGAUGCAGUCCAUGUUAAAAAAUGACAAACCAAGUCGUACUUUAAAAAUUCAUAACUUUAAAACUACAACAGCUAAAAAUAUGAUUUUGGUGUUAUAAUUCUUUAAAAAAUUACAUCUUUUCAACUAUGCCAUUGGUUUAUUUUUACAAAAAGUUUAAAUUUUCUUAUCAAAGUCCCUACACUAUUGGCCACUAUUAGCGGUGCUGACUCUAGCCUCUGGUAUGUACGGAAUAUUAAACAUUAAACAAGCUCAACGCUCGAAACAAUCGAUUAAUGUAUCGUGAUCGUGUGAAAUUCGGGAAAGAGAAUUACUUUUAUUUCAGAUUAUGAUCCGGUGAGUCACAAAAUCUGGCAAAUUCCGAAAUCCGGUAUAUUCCGGAUUCCGGAAUCCGGUUGUUCCGGAUACAUGUAAAUCCGGCGGAACCGGAUUUCACCGGAUAGUGCAAAAUCCGGCGGAACCGGAUUCCGGACCGGGGUCCGGCACACCCCUAAUUAUGACCAUGUCUUGUGUCUCAAUGUUACCACCAGUUCAUGGCACAUGAUAUGACAAUGUCCAGUGUCACAAUGUUACCACUAGCUGCACAUAGUACAAAUUAGAAGCUAAAAAUUCCUUGCAAUUCUGCUUAUCUAUUCCAGCACCCCAACUGUCAUCACUGGGGUACGAACCUGAAGUGGAGCGUAGUAUUCACAAAUUGGCAGCAGGCAGACCCGUCCAUGUCAUAAAGCUGGUGAAACAAGAUAACAUGUCAUUGGGAUUCUCUGUCAUAGGGAUCAGCAAGGAAUCCAAAAACGAAGAACUGGGCAUAUAUGUUAGAGACAUACAGCCUGACGGCAUUGCAGGGAGGUAA